This is a messenger RNA of Miniopterus natalensis, 1233 nucleotides long. NCBI's taxonomy places the organism in Eukaryota, Metazoa, Chordata, Mammalia, Chiroptera, Miniopteridae. The record is from RefSeq and is a predicted model, not a curated record.
AUGUACAGCUUUGGGGACUUUGAGCUGAAGUAUCUGCUUCAGUUCUCAGCCCUGACAGAAGUGCUAUUUCACUUCCUAACUGAGCCAAAAGAGGUGGAAAGGUUUCUGGCUCAGCUCUCUGAAUUUGCCGCCACCAAUCAGAUCAGUCUUGGCCCCCUCAGAAGCAUCGUGAAAAGCCUCCUUCUCGUUCCAAAUGGUGCCUUGAAGAAGAGUCUCACAGCUGAGCAGGUCCGGGCUGAUUUCAUAACUCUGGGUCUUAGUGAAGAGAAAGCCACUUACUUUUCUGAAAAGUGGAAGCAGAAUGCCCCCACCCUUGCUCGACGGGCCAUAGGUCAGACUCUGAUGAUUAACCAGCUUAUAGAUAUGGAGUGGAAAUUUGGAGUGACUUCUGGGAGCAGCGAACUGGAAAAAGUGGGAAGUAUUUUUUUACAAUUAAAAUUGGUGCUUAAAAAAGGAAAUCAAACUGAAAAUUUAUAUAUAGAAUUAACCUUGCCUCAGUUCUACAGCUUCCUGCACGAGAUGGAGCGAGUCAGAACCAGCAUGGAGUGUUUCAGCUGAUUUCUGUCCCCCUGCAUCUCCACCUUGUCCCUUCCCCUGCUGCCUCUCCUUCUGUGAGCGACUGUUCUGAGAAGCACCUCACUCACAGGCCAGUAGGGCACUGAUUUGGCCCCGCUUACUUCUUGGGAGCCCAGGUGCAAAGGCUUCUGACAAACAACAGGAUUAAGUACUUAAAGAGCCCUACACAAUUACCCUGUAAACUCUUUGUUAAGGGAACCUCCACCACCUAUCUUCCAGGACACUUGUUAGAAAUUCAAACAGGCUAGCAUCUCAGGUUCAGGGAGGAAAUAAGUGAGUCACCUCCCCAUCAAAGUUCCAGAGUAAACAAGUGGUGCCAUUACUGAAGAUAUAGGCUGAUCGCCCUCCCCCCAAAAAGCAAGGGCUUGUUUAUGACUGAGGGAGAGGCUGGCUCUGUGAAUGACACGUGGGGAGUCCCCUACAAGAUUUCUACCCUCUAUGGUUUUGGUGGUGGUACAUUGCUAAUUAGGUUUUAAUGGGGCAUCUAUAUAUAAAUACACAUUUGGUCUACUCUGAAAAGAACUGAGGCUAAACUGUCUUCAUUUCCGGUUUUGCCCUAUUGUUUUGUAAUGAGGCAGGACUUUGUUUGAGUUUGUUUUGGUUCAAACUGACCACAUCUGUGGUUAGAUGAUUAAUAAAAAAAGGUUCUAAAGAAAA